AUGAGUCGAGUCCAAGCGGAUCCGGCUGAGUGCUAUGUUGGAGUUUCAUCGGCAAUGGAACCAAUCUCGUUGCGUCACACAGCCGGCCCGGAACAUCCGAGCCAGCAGCCGCUGCUACGUGAAACCGCUAUGGUUCUUGCACAAGGUUGCCCGUCGGCUUGGGACUCCUUCACUUGCUGGCCGCCGACGGAAGCGGGAAGGGCUCUUCGCAAGCCGUGCGCGCACAUCAUCGCCUCCCUGGACAUCUCGUUGGCCGAGUCGGACGCUUCACUCGCCAAAGGCCUCUACGCCUACCGUGUGUGCGGAGAUGACGGCAACUGGCUCUGGGGAAACUGGACCAACUACACCGAGUGUCUCGGUUUGAUCAAUCAGCAGCAUCGGUCUCUGGAGUGUCCCAGAACGAGGGUGCAUCGCAACCUGAUGCUAGCCCUGGCGGUGCACGCGAUCAUGCUGGUGGUACUGUCCACCCCGCUCGCACUUCAUCCGGAUGCCCCAACACCCUUCGCGCAAACGCCCGUGCUGUGCAAGUGCGUGCUGUCUCUGAAGAUGUACGCGGCCACGGCCUCCAUCAACUGGAUGUUCGUCGAGGGACUGCUGCUGCAUUCGCGCGUCGCGGUCUCCGUGUUCCGGCAGGACGCGCCCUUCCGUCUCUACUACGCCCUCGGCUGGGGAUUGCCCCUCGUUUUCAUCCUGGCCUGGGCAUACGUGACAGAGAAGCAGCUGCACACAGCAUGCUGGGAAGGCUACGGGUCUAGCCCCAACGUGUGGAUACUCAUAGCACCACGUCUUGUAGCCAUACUGGUGAACUCCGUAUUUCUGGUGAACAUCGUAAGGAUCCUCGUGACACGAAUCAAACCCAAGGCGUCGGCACUGGAAACCACACAGUUCAGAAAAGCCAUCAAGGCCACGGCAUUACUGUUUCCUCUGCUGGGCAUCACGCACCUGCUGUUUUGCAUCAACCCACAGAACGAGACUAUGGGACUGAAGGAAGCCUACAUGAUCAUCAACGCUGUCCUCCAAUCGUCACAGGGAAUAUUCGUGUCGGUGCUCUACUGCUUCAUGGAUUCAGAGAUGUGCCGUACAUGUGUUCCCUUUGUGGAAACAUGA
Molecule: messenger RNA, 1107 nt
Organism: Rhipicephalus microplus (southern cattle tick)
Lineage: Eukaryota; Metazoa; Arthropoda; Arachnida; Ixodida; Ixodidae
Product: corticotropin-releasing factor receptor 1-like
Biological process (GO): cell surface receptor signaling pathway; adenylate cyclase-modulating G protein-coupled receptor signaling pathway
Cellular component (GO): plasma membrane
Molecular function (GO): G protein-coupled peptide receptor activity; peptide hormone binding
Source: RefSeq, a predicted model, not a curated record